GGGCCUGGAGCUGGCAUGGCUGCAGGGCCGCUAGGCUCGGAAGACCUGCUAUGUAGCUGGGACCGUCUGGUGUGGGGACUGACUUCCCGGGUGCUGAGGACGUGUCGAGGGGGACACCUUCGGGUCCUGCAGCUGAUGCUGAAACCAUGGUGCAUCUCCAGGGCUGUCUACCAGAUGACGGAGGGCCGUCGAUGUCAAGUACAUCUUCUUGAUGACAGGAAGCUGGAACUCCUAGUACAGCCCAAGCUUUUGGCCAAGGAGCUGCUGGACCUUGUGGCCUCUCACUUCAAUCUGAAGGAAAAGGAAUACUUUGGAAUAGCCUUCACAGAUGAGACGGGACACUUAAACUGGCUUCAGCUGGAUCGAAGAGUAUUGGAACAUGACUUCCCCAAAAAGUCAGGACCGGUGGUUUUAUACUUUUGUGUCAGGUUUUAUAUUGAAAGCAUCUCAUACCUAAAGGACAACGCUACCAUCGAGCUCUUCUUUCUGAAUGCUAAGUCCUGUAUCUACAAGGAGCUGAUCGAUGUUGACAGUGAAGUGGUGUUUGAAUUGGCCUCCUAUAUUUUACAGGAGGCAAAGGGAGAUUUUUCUAGCAAUGAGGUGGUGAGGAGUGACUUGAAGAAGCUGCCAGCGCUUCCCACUCAAGCCCUGAAGGAGCACCCUUCCCUGGCCUACUGCGAGGAUCGAGUCAUUGAACACUACAAGAAACUGAACGGCCAGACCAGAGGUCAAGCAAUUGUGAACUACAUGAGCAUCGUGGAGUCUCUCCCGACCUAUGGGGUUCACUAUUACGCAGUGAAGGACAAGCAGGGGAUACCAUGGUGGCUGGGACUGAGCUACAAAGGAAUCUUCCAGUAUGACUACCACGAUAAAGUGAAGCCAAGGAAGAUAUUCCAAUGGAGACAGUUGGAAAACCUGUAUUUCAGAGAGAAGAAAUUUUCCGUGGAAGUUCAUGACCCCCGCAGGGCUUCAGUGACAAGGAGGACGUUUGGACACAGCGGCAUUGCGGUGCAUACGUGGUACGCAUGUCCGGCUUUGAUCAAGUCCAUUUGGGCUAUGGCCAUUAGCCAACACCAGUUCUAUUUGGACAGAAAGCAGAGUAAGUCUAAAAUCCAUGCCGCACGAAGCCUGAGUGAGAUCGCUAUUGACCUAACCGAGACCGGCACGCUGAAGACCUCCAAGCUGGCCAACAUGGGGAGCAAAGGGAAGAUCAUCAGUGGCAGCAGCGGGAGCCUCCUGUCAUCAGGUUCUCAGGAAUCCGAUAGCUCUCAGUCGGCCAAGAAAGACAUGCUGGCUGCCUUGAAAUCCAGGCAGGAGGCUCUGGAGGAAACGCUUCGCCAGCGGCUAGAGGAACUGAAGAAACUCUGUCUUCGAGAAGCUGAACUGACAGGCAAGCUGCCCGUUGAAUAUCCCUUGGAUCCGGGGGAGGAACCACCCAUUGUUCGAAGAAGAAUCGGGACAGCCUUCAAGCUGGAUGAACAGAAAAUCCUGCCCAAGGGAGAGGAGGCCGAGCUGGAACGCCUGGAACGAGAGUUUGCCAUUCAGUCCCAGAUUACAGAGGCCGCCCGCCGCCUCGCCAGUGACCCCAACGUCAGCAAAAAACUGAAGAAACAAAGGAAAACCUCUUAUCUGAAUGCACUGAAGAAGCUGCAAGAGAUUGAAAAUGCCAUCAAUGAGAACCGCAUCAAGUCCGGGAAGAAACCCACUCAGCGGGCUUCCCUCAUCAUUGCCGAUGGAAAUAUUGCCAGUGAAGACAGUUCCCUCUCAGACGCCCUUGUGCUAGAGGAUGAAGACUCUCAGGUCACCAGCACACUGUCCCCCUUACAGUCUCCUCACAAGGGACUCCCUCCUCGGCCACCGUCACACAACAGGCCCCCCCCUCCCCAGUCCCUGGAGGGACUCCGGCAGGUGCACUAUCACCGCAAUGACUACGACAAGUCCCCCAUAAAGCCCAAAAUGUGGAGCGAGUCCUCUUUGGAUGAGCCUUACGAGAAGGUCAAGAAACGUUCCUCCCACGGCCAUUCCAGCAGCCACAAGCGCUUUCCCAGCACAGGGAGCUGUGCGGAAGCCGGAGGGGGCAGCAACUCCCUGCAGAACAGCCCUGUCCGCAGCCUCCCCCCCUGGAACUCCCAGUCCAGCAUGCCAUCUACACCAGACCUCCGGGUCCGGAGUCCCCACUAUGUUCAUUCCACGAGGUCGGUGGACCUCAGCCCCACGCGGCUGCACAGCCUCGCCCUGCACUUUAGGCACCGGAGCGCCAGCUUGGAGUCCCAGGGCAAGCUCCUGGGCUCGGAGAACGACACGGGCAGCCCCGACUUCUACACCCCACGGACUCGUAGCAGCAACGGCUCGGACCCCAUGGACGACUGCUCCUCCUGCACCAGCCACUCGAGCUCAGAGCACUACUACCCGGCGCAGAUGAACGCCAACUACUCGACGCUGGCCGAGGACUCGCCGUCGAAGGCGCGCGCGCGGCAGCGGCAGCGGCAGCGGGCGGCCGGCGCUGGNCUGGCCGGCGGCGACGAGGGCGACGCGGGCCGCCUGACGCCGUCGCGCUCGCAGAUACUGCGGACUCCGUCGCUGGGCCGCGAGGGCGCCCACGACAAGGGCGCGGGUCGCGCCGCCGUCUCGGACGAGCUGCGCCAGUGGUACCAGCGCUCCACGGCCUCGCACAAGGAGCACAGCCGCCUGUCGCACACCAGCUCCACCUCCUCGGACAGCGGCUCCCAGUACAGCACCUCCUCCCAGAGCACCUUCGUGGCGCACAGCAGGGUCACCAGGAUGCCCCAGAUGUGCAAGGCCACGUCAGCUGCCUUACCUCAAAGCCAGAGAAGCUCAACACCGUCAAGUGAAAUCGGAGCGACGCCCCCAAGCAGUCCCCACCAUAUCCUAACCUGGCAGACUGGAGAAGCAACAGAAAACUCACCCAUUAUGGAUGGGUCUGAGUCUCCAACUCACCAAAGCACUGAUGAAUAGAGGAGCUACACUGACAGCUGUUUCCUGGAUUCCUCCCUCUAUCCAGAGCUAGCCGACGUGCAGUGGUACGGGCAGGAGAAAGCCAAGCCCGGGACCCUCGUGUGAGCCAGCCGGCCUCACUCUGACCGCCUCAACGCCAUUCAGAGAUCACCUCACUGCCUCUCAUUUGCCUUACCCAGACGCACUGUCACCCUGCACCAGCUUCGGCCCUCAGCACUUUUUUCCUCCCGUCUCCGCAUCCCCUUCACCCUCAAAAACCUGACUGAGGAGACAUUCUGGAAGGUUCCGGUCCCACUGUGUGUCCCCUGGCGCUCUCGCCCGCAGAGCGCCAGGCACCAAUCCUCAACGGCACCUUGCUGGCUUCCCCCUGCCGUGACAGCCCCCAGGCCGGGAACCACCAGGGAAGGUAGCGGACAUCCAAUUCCUGUGGACAAGUGGCAUGAGAACAGGAAAGGGGACUCACGUACAGGGUGAUCCAGAAGGACUAUGACGCUGUGGUCAGCCUGCCACCCGCAGGCCCACCAAGCGCUUGGUGAAGAGGACGCCUCGCUCUGCAAAUACUCUGGCGGAGGCUUGAAAACAUCCCCUGGGGGAGUGGCUGUUGGGGGAGGGGAAGGAGAACGGAAAAGGAAGCUUCACGUGUCAGAGACACACCGAGGAUCACAAUCAGUUCUAUGCUGCCAAAGAUUAAAAAAUUAAAAAAUAAAAAAAUAAGAGGGGCCAAGAGGAAGACAUUCUUUCUGCAAUGAAAUCUUUUAAAUUCUCAACUGCUACUACUCAUCACGAGUGAAAAGUCAACCAUUUGUAAAUUGUUUCCCCUCUUUAUCCCUCAUCCUUAACGUCCCACCUUCUCUCUCAGGCCAGAGCCUGGAAAACUAACCCAUAUGAUGGUCAAGUCGAGGGAGCCAGAGCAGCGCCCCAGCCUCGGGUCCCCGGGGGCGCGGACACGGAGGACAGGCCUGCGGGCAGGGAGCAGGGUGUGCCGUCAGCCCGGUCUGCACGGGUCCGAUCCAAGCCCACCGCACUGAGCUGCGGUCCUGGUGGGAUCUGUAGGAAACGGAAGGUGGGGAUUGCCAAAAGCGCUUCUCUCUUAUUAAAACAAGCAGUAAAAGCG
Messenger RNA from Ailuropoda melanoleuca (giant panda), 4090 nucleotides. It is a transcript of the gene FRMD4A, whose product is annotated as FERM domain containing 4A. Lineage: Eukaryota; Metazoa; Chordata; Mammalia; Carnivora; Ursidae. Gene Ontology annotation, biological process: establishment of epithelial cell polarity. Gene Ontology annotation, cellular component: adherens junction; cytoskeleton; bicellular tight junction. The record is from RefSeq and is a predicted model, not a curated record.